Molecule: messenger RNA, 1575 nt
Organism: Leptosia nina
Lineage: Eukaryota; Metazoa; Arthropoda; Insecta; Lepidoptera; Pieridae
Source: the annotation of a GenBank genome assembly
AUGUCUCUUAAUAAGCUAGUUGGAGGCGAUUGCGGUGGAAACAAUUCAUUAGUGCAAUUAUCUAAUAUUGUAAGUCGAGAUGCAAAUUCCCUCUCUCAAGCAGAUCGCUUUGUUAACGAAUUUAUGGCUCAGAAUAUCCCGACACCGCAAACUUUUAACAUGAACGCCUUACUUAAUAAUAUACCGGAAGUUGAAAAACUGAAUAAAGCUUCCUCGUCUGGUACAAUAAGUUCAAUGGCCAAUAUCAGUUCUAAUCUUCAUUCACCAUGGAUGUCAGGGCCCUCAAUGGUUCUACCAGGUCCAAGCAUGAUGAGAAUGUUACCAAUGCAACAACAACCCAUAUUACAACCACAUACAUCAAAUGUACAAAUACAGUACAUAAACGAGUCAGAAAUGGAAAACACUGAUGUGCGUGGUAAAGCACAAGAAUAUGUAAAUAGUGUUAAGGAAGAUGAUGAACUUGCCUAUAACCAAUUUAUGUCAUUUAUGAAGAAAAUUAGUGCUGGGGAAUUAAAUUUGGGUGACACAGGAGAGCAACGAAAUAAGGAUGCUGUGGUGGAAGAAAUGGCUGAAAAAUAUAAAGACGAAUGGGCAAAGCUAAGCGAUGUUAAUGAUUACUGGGACUCGGAAACUGCAAAUGGAAUACCCGAAGAGUAUACAUUCACAGAAGGAAAUGUAAUGUUGGAAAAUAAAAGUCCUCUAGAACUUGGAAAGGAAAGGUUAAAAAUGGGCGAUAUACCUGGAGCAGUGUUAUGCUUUGAAGCAGCAGCGCAGCAGCAACCUGAGUCUGCAGAGGCAUGGUUUCUACUAGGGACAACACAGGCCGAGAAUGAACAAGAUCCUCUAGCAAUUACUGCUCUAAAGAAAUCUUUAUCUAUUGACCCAAGGCAGUUAGAAGCCUACAUAACUCUAGCUGCCGCCUACACCAAUGAAAACAUGCCUAAAUUUGCAUAUUUAGCAUUGACAAAUUGGUUAAAGACCAGUCCAAAAUAUAGUGAUCUAUGUCCACUAGAUAUUAAACCUGAGGAAAUGAACUUAAAACAAUUAGAAUCUUAUGUUAUGUCACAAUAUUUAAAAGCUGUACAGUUAAACCCAUCACAAAUAGAUCCCGAUGUUCAAAAUGCUAUGGGCGUAAUAUUUAAUGCUAACCAACAGUAUGACAAAGCUGUUGAUUGUUUUAAAACAGCACUGAUGGUUGCACCUGAAAAUGCCAAAUUAUGGAACAGGCUAGGUGCCACACUAGCAAACAGUGAUAAAUCCGAAGAAGCAGUUGAUGCCUACCAACAAGCUUUGAAUUUAGAGCCUGGAUUCAUCAGGGCAAGAUACAAUGUAGGCAUAACUUGUAUGAAUUUGAAGGCUCAUAGAGAGGCGGCAGAGCAUUUCUUAGUGGCUUUGAACCAACAGCAUAAGGCAAAGGCGAUGUACCCAGAUACAUCAUCAGCUGACACAAGUUCAUCUACUAUAUGGACCACUUUAAGAAUGGUCUGCUCAUACAUGGGUGAGCAUGAUGCCGCUAAAUUAGUAGAUGAAAGAAACUUGACUGAACUGAACAAGUUCUUUAACAUAGAAGGCUAA